AUGUGGGACUUUGUGCAAGUCACUGCGGUGGCGACACGUGUCAUGGAGAUUAGGUUUGGGUAUGUUGGUUUGGAGGAUCAAUUGGAAGAAACCAUGCCUGGUGAAGAAAUCGAUCGAUCUCUGCUAUGGAAGAAGGCAAGAGAAGAUAAACAGGGAAACAUCCCUAAUCCAAAGGUUACAGAGAAGGCAAAAUUAAUUGAUGAUUUGAAAAAACAAGUCUCCGAGGGAACUCUGACUGUCUCUGGGAGCAACGAUGUUUUGACCUUGGCUUUGGGAACCCCUGACCAUGACGGAAGGGUCAGAGGUGUUGGAGUUGGGGUUGCCCCAACUCAAUUCUUCAAUUUGCCGAGACAGAAGAGAGUAAAAUUUGCUGACAAAUUGAAGGAAAGUGUUAUGGCAGCAGUGAGAGAGGAAACCAAAAAGAUGGAGGCCAGGGCAAAGGAAAGUGUUAUGGAGGCAGUCAGAGCAAAGAGGGAAAUUAUGUUGAAACAAUUCAGUCAACUAAUUCCCAACUUUGAUCCCAACUUGCUCAGUAAAAUUCCAACUACACCAACUACACCAAUUACUCCAAUUCCUCCAAUUCCUCCAAUUCCUCAAGAGCAAAGCCCAAAAAAUCCAAUGUCUGAUAAAAUAAGUUGCUCUAAUGUGAGAGCCCUUGAAUUGAAUGAAGACAAUCCCACGAAUGAUGCUGAUGCUGAUGAAAAUCGUCAAGAUCAAACGGAUCUCUCAAAGCUUGACAUGCCAGCUCCUCUGUUAGCUCUAUGCCAAUAUGUCGAGACCAAGUUAAAGCCUGCUAACGAGACCAUUAGAGUUCACAUGCCUAAGGAAAUGUUUGGCACUGAUCAUGAAACCUAG
Messenger RNA from Prunus armeniaca (apricot), 855 nucleotides. The record is from the annotation of a GenBank genome assembly. NCBI's taxonomy places the organism in Eukaryota, Viridiplantae, Streptophyta, Magnoliopsida, Rosales, Rosaceae.